AUGAGAUGGACUCUGAUUUUGCUGGCUUUUACCCAAAUAUCCGUUUUUGGAAACGGCAUGGACGGAUGCUCAAACUCAAAGGAAGACAGCACAAGCAAAAAGGAGCAAAUGGAAUGUGGCUGUGAUAAACUCAAACGAGACAAAAGAGAGGACGAAAAGAAAUUCGUGAAAUAUAGCAAAAAAGCAAAUGUUGAUCAAGACAUACAAAAAGCAUCCAGAGAAAAGGAUCUCCUAGGGCAACGCACCAAUCAGAUGGUCCGAAUAGAGGGAGGGGAAUUUACUAUGGGGACCAAUAAGCCCUAUAUUGUCGUGGAUGGGGAAGGCCCUGCACGUAAGGUCCGUUUGAGGCCCUUCUAUAUGGAUAUUUAUGAAGUUAGUAAUAGAGAGUUUGAGCUGUUUGUUAAUGCAACUGGCCAUAAGACAGAGGCAGAGGUUUUUGGUGACUCAUUUGUUCUUGGUUCAAGAGUCAGCAAAGAAAUUGAGAAGGAUAUUCACCAAGCUGUCGCUGCAGCACCCUGGUGGUUGCCAGUAAAAGGUGCAUACUGGAGAAGACCUGAAGGGCCAGACACUGAUAUCAGGGAAAGGAUGAACCAUCCUGUCCUUCACAUUUCAUGGAAUGAUGCUGUUGCAUUCUGCAAAUGGUCUGGCAAGAGGCUCCCAACAGAAGCGGAGUUUGAAUAUGCACUUAAAGGGGGCUCUGAUGACACGCUAUACCCAUGGGGGAACGAAUUGCUGGUGAAUGGUAAACACAUGGCAAAUCUAUGGCAAGGCCGCUUUCCAGUGGAAAACACGGCAGAGGAUGGUUACGAGGGCACUUGCCCUGUGACUGCAUUUCCUCAAAAUGGCUAUGGCUUGUAUAACAUUAUAGGGAAUGCCUGGGAGUGGACAUCAGACUGGUGGAACGUAAGGCAUACUUCAGACUUCCAGGACAACCCUACCGGGCCAACAACUGGAAAAGACAAAGUGAAGCGAGGUGGAUCUUAUAUGUGCCACGAGUCCUAUUGUUAUCGGUAUCGCAGCGCGGCUAGAAGUCAGAACUCCCCCGACACCACUGCUUCUAACUUGGGUUUCCGCUGUGCGAGUGACUCGCCACCACCUGGUGUGACGAUCAUCAAGAAAACAUAAGGACGGCAUCCCUAAUGAUCUCCUCCCUGCAGUUAUACGCUUAUGGGCGGGGCCGACAUUUGUGAUGAUCGUCUUUCAAAGAAAUGACAAUGCCGUCAGUUUUGGUAAAAAAGAGACUUUAGAAUAGAAUACCAAAAUAAACUAUAUUGUAAAGAUAAGACAAAAUUUUUUUCUUUCACGAAAAGCCCACAAAUUCCAACAAUGUAUGUGCCGAUUGCGCUACAUAGGUUUCAUUUAGGCUAUUACCAGCGCGUGUCGAAUCGAGACAUAAAACGCAAGCAAGGAAUUUUGCGCAGUGCAAGCCGUGUUAAUAUGGCUAGCGUGAAGCAACAAAGCGUCGUAGUUUUAUUAGCACGGGAACAAAAUUGGAGACAUGGUAUCGCUUUCCUUUAGGUGUACCGCACCUGCAGGUGAUAUCCAAAUAACACAACUCUAUUGGCGGACAUUCCAGAUAUUACAUUUUUGGAUAAUAAACCUUUGAAAAUACUACUGAAGAGAGGUGUCAUCCAUAAAAGGCACGUUGAAGUAUAUUGUAGUCUACUGUAUGCGGUCUUCGCAUAUAGAACAUGGGGAAAGGUGCGCAUGAAUUAGAAGAAUAAAAUAGCCCCUAAAGAGAUGGUGGAGGUAGAUGGGAUGAAGAGUGAGGGCAAACAAAUUUUGCUUUUGCUGCUUUAAAAAUAUUUCAAAUAAAUCCAAUAAUUAUUAUAGGUAGUUAAUUUUAAUAUAUUUUUUUAUCAAAUUCGUUUUUAUCACUUGGUAAAAGUUUGUAAAAACACCCGUUAAUACAUUUAUAUUCAUAGAUAAUGUCAUUAGGAUACUUGGCGUGACGUAUUAAAGUGCCUUUCUGUUAAUAUGAA
Nematostella vectensis (starlet sea anemone) is the source of this 1982-nucleotide messenger RNA. Its product is annotated as formylglycine-generating enzyme. The coding region runs from base 1 to 1125 and encodes 374 amino acids. The record is from RefSeq and is a predicted model, not a curated record. The transcript has 7 exons. Lineage: Eukaryota; Metazoa; Cnidaria; Anthozoa; Actiniaria; Edwardsiidae. Gene Ontology annotation, cellular component: endoplasmic reticulum.